AUGAUACAAUUGAAGACGAUGCUUAACUGCAUCGACAACUCCGGAGCUGCCAUUGUCGAGUGUGUCGCUGUCAUGAGGAAAAAGAAGCAGGCUGCGAGAAUAGGUGACAGGAUUAUCGUCGUUGUUCAGAAACAAAAGUCUUUCGGCGCAGAAACCCCCGGCGGAUCGAGUUUGAGUAUUGCGAACAAAGUACGAAGAGGUGACAUCCGACACGCAGUGGUUGUGAGAGCGAGGAAGGAGGAGCGCAGGAAAGAUGGGAGUCUGAUACGCUUCGACGACAAUGCCUGUGUCCUCAUCAACAAGAACGGGGAUCCGAUUGGGACGAGGUUAUCAAGUAUCGUGGGGGCAGAACUACGGGAUAAAAAGUGGUCAAAGAUCUUGUCGCUGGCGCCGAUGCACGUAUAA
This is a messenger RNA of Fonsecaea monophora, 405 nucleotides long. RefSeq names its product ribosomal protein L14. Gene Ontology annotation, cellular component: mitochondrial large ribosomal subunit; ribosome. Gene Ontology annotation, biological process: translation. The transcript is spliced from 3 exons. The record is from RefSeq and is a predicted model, not a curated record. Gene Ontology annotation, molecular function: large ribosomal subunit rRNA binding; structural constituent of ribosome. Bases 1 to 405 code for a protein of 134 amino acids. NCBI's taxonomy places the organism in Eukaryota, Fungi, Ascomycota, Eurotiomycetes, Chaetothyriales, Herpotrichiellaceae.